AUGGAAUUCGCGGGUAAAGUUGCCUUGAUAACAGGUGCUAGUUCGGGUAUUGGAGCUGCUACCGCUGAAACAUUUGCAAAGUAUGGAGCAAAUGUGGUUAUAGUGGGACGUAAUGUGGAAAAACUCAAGGAAACUGAGAAGAAAUGCAAGGAGAUAAACUCCAACAUCAAGUGUUUAACUGUGUUGGCUGAUGUCACCACAGAUUCAGAAAAAAUCUUAAAUGCUUGUAUAGGAAAAUUCCAACGAUUGGAUGUGUUGGUCAAUAAUGCUGGCAUUUUGGCAUUGGGCAGCCUUAUGGACAUUGAUUUGGAACAAUUCGAUAAUGUGCUCAACACUAAUUUGCGUGCGGUAUUUUCAUUGUCCAAAUUAUCUAUACCUUAUCUCAUUAAUACUCAAGGCAGCAUUGUAAAUGUGUCCAGUGUUGCAGGGCUGCGCUCAUUUUCUGGAGCCUUAAGUUAUGGUGUGUCUAAGGCGGCAUUGGAUCAAUUUACCAAGUGUUUAUCUUUGGAGUUGGCCCCCAAAAAUAUUCGUGUCAACUCAGUCAAUCCUGGAGUGGUGAUAACGGAUAUCCACAAACGUGGUGGUGGCAUGUCGGAGAAACAGUAUGCCGAAUAUUUGGAACGCUGUAAAGACACUCAUGCAAUGGGUAGAGUGGGUGAUGUGUUCGAAGUAGCCGAAACGAUUGCUUUCCUUGCGAGUAGUCGGGCUAGUUUCAUAACUGGUGCACUACUUCCAGUCGAUGGUGGUAAACAUGCCAUGUGUCCACGAUAGACAAAGUUCUAAUUUGCUUUAGAAAAAUUCUGUCGAGUUAAAAUUUUAUAUUACAAAAAUUAUCGGCUUUAUUUUUUAUUUAAAAUUAUAUUUCUCGAAAAUGUUCUUAGAAAAAUAAAUUAUAA
This is a messenger RNA of Stomoxys calcitrans (stable fly), 896 nucleotides long. RefSeq names its product 3-oxoacyl-[acyl-carrier-protein] reductase FabG. The record is from RefSeq and is a predicted model, not a curated record. Gene Ontology annotation, molecular function: oxidoreductase activity. The transcript has a single exon. NCBI's taxonomy places the organism in Eukaryota, Metazoa, Arthropoda, Insecta, Diptera, Muscidae. The coding region runs from base 1 to 771 and encodes 256 amino acids.